GUGGUCGAAGAAGAGUUUGGCAACGUCCUUGGCUUGGCAGGUGGUGGUGCAAGGGACGAAAUGAGCGUGCUUGGUAAGGCAACAGACAACGACAUAGAUGCAAUCGUGACCAUGGUUGGUCGUGGGGAGACCACAAACGAAGUCCAUCGAGACAUAUUGCCAGUGGUGGGUGGGUAUGGGGAGAGACUCGAGUUUGCCAACCUUGGCUUGGUUGGAGGGAUUCACGGCUUGACAAGUCGGGCAAGAACGAAUGUAGGUUUUGAUGUCGGCAAGGAGCGAGGGUCAGUAGAGAUAACGGGAGAAGUUGUCGAAGGUUUCUUGGAAACCGAGGUGUCCGACAGUCUUGGCGUCGUGGUGUUCAGCCAAGAACUGGGUACGGAGACCACGGACGGAAGGGAUGCAAAGGUGGCGGGUUUCUUCGGUGUCGAUGUAGAGGAGAUGGUCGAUAAGGGAAUAGUCAGGGACAGUGUCAAGGUCGCGAAGUUUGGUGUAGGUAGUGGCGAAGUCGGGGCAGGAGGCGUAGCCAUGGAUGAAGCGAUGCUGGAGAGAUUGGGGGAGAUUGACGUGCAUCAUGGCAGGGAAGACUUUCUCAGGGGGCUUGUGAUCAGGUCGGCGAGAGAGAGCGUCGAUAACACGAUUGGUCUUAUCGGGAGUAUGGCAGAUGGUGAAGAUAAUCUGGGCGAGAAAGUCCAGCCAGCGGGCCUGGCGAGGGGUGAUAUCGUUUUUGGUGAGGAUACCGGAGACGACGGUGUUGUCAAUGCGAAUAAACUUUUGCUCGUGGAGGGUGGAAAGUACCUUCUCGAUGUGCUGAAGGUGGGACUUGAAGGUGGGACUGAAGACAAGGAUGUCGUCGAGGUAGAUCACAACACAGACGUCGAGGAGAUCGUGGAAGAUGUGGCUCAUGGUGGACUGGAAGGUCGUUGGGGCAUUUGUGAGGCCGAAAGGCAUCAUUACGAACUCGUAAUGCCUGAAGCGAGAGCGGAAGGCGGUCUUAUGGGUAUCUUCCUUGCGAAUACGGAUCUGGUGGAAGCCAUUGUGGAGCUCAAUCCUGGUGAAGUAUUUGGCUCCGCGGAGGCGAUCAAGAAGUUUAGAUAUCCGGGGGAGUGGAUACUUAUCCGGUUCAAGGCGUGGUGUCCGUGCACAUGUAGAGCUCCGAGGUGCCACGUUUUUUGACGAAAAGGCAGCUGGUUCCGAAGCGGGAUGAGCUAGGCUUAAUGAAUCCGUUUCCAAGGA
Chara braunii is the source of this 1233-nucleotide messenger RNA. Lineage: Eukaryota; Viridiplantae; Streptophyta; Charophyceae; Charales; Characeae. The record is from the annotation of a GenBank genome assembly.